Molecule: messenger RNA, 507 nt
Organism: Aspergillus caelatus
Lineage: Eukaryota; Fungi; Ascomycota; Eurotiomycetes; Eurotiales; Aspergillaceae
Exons: 2
Coding region: 1-507 (168 amino acids)
Source: RefSeq, a predicted model, not a curated record
AUGCCAGCGACCCUACCCCUAGAACUGUUAUCCGAGAUCGCACGCAUCCCAUAUCAGGCAGGCGACUGCCUAGUCCCAUAUACAACUCGACGAUGCCCACAAGGAGAAAGGCCAAAAAGGGAUUUCUCUGGCUCACUUCAGAAGGCCACAGCAGGAUCUGGUGUAAUCCGACGAAUCUGGAUACGAAAAUUGCAGUACGACAUCCUCGUCCCCUUCGAAUUAUUAGACUGGACACACCACAAAGAUGAAGGCUACAAUGUUGAUAAUCCCGUUCGAGAAGCAAAUGAUCAAGCCUUUCAGACAGCUAUGGCUGCUCUAUUUGAGACCCUCAGCUCAUGGGACCAAAGUUAUCGUCUUUCAUUAGAGCUAGGAUUACUGAGUCGCCAAAUGGGCGAGGAGCACGAGCCACAUACCUGGUACUUCGAGGAUGCAGGUGAAUACCGGUACGAUUAUAAGUAUGGGCGGGAAAUGUCUGUCCCACCGUACCGGGGCGCGCUUCCACAAUAA